Stegodyphus dumicola is the source of this 1389-nucleotide messenger RNA. RefSeq names its product zinc finger C3HC-type protein 1-like. The record is from RefSeq and is a predicted model, not a curated record. Gene Ontology annotation, cellular component: nucleus. Lineage: Eukaryota; Metazoa; Arthropoda; Arachnida; Araneae; Eresidae. Gene Ontology annotation, molecular function: zinc ion binding.
AUUUUUGUAUGUCUAAAAAGCGAUGUGUAUGUCUAAAAAGCGACAUAAAUUCUUUGCCAUGUCGAUUGGCAAAACGCAUAAGAAACCGACUCAAAAGCGUUCGAGGACUGGUUGCUAAGCGAUAAACAUUACUUCCGGGUAUAUUUUCCCUGCGUUCGUCGAAGACGAAACUUGGAGAGAUCUGACGUGUGGCGUCUUGCAACAAAUCGUAUGUGAGUGGAAAUGGUGUUUUAGUUCCGAGUUCGCUGAAGUGCAGGCACCGGCUCUAGAAUAGAUUUUGUCCGCGUUCGUGAACUUGUAUUGCAGCUUCUUUGAUGUUGCAAAUGAUCGUUAUAAAAAUUUUCCCCACCUUUAAUUCCCGUGAAAGGGAAUGAGUAGAAGCGCGGAAAUAUGAAGAUUUGUCAAACGUUCCAGACAGCUUUAGGCGAAGCAUUAAGUGAACGUUGAAUGAAGUUUUUGUAAAAAAUUGUCAAUAUUGAUUAUUUUAUUCUGGCCAUUGUUGAACUGAUUUGUCUAGCAAUGGUUAAUGACACUGAAUGUGAUAAGGCAUCUUAUGUCAACCUGAUAAGAGAGCAUUCAGAAGACUCUGAAGCUGAAAAAGAUUUUGGAGAACGAGUUCGGACCUACAUUGAUGGACAGAAAUGGAUUCGAAAACCAUUUGCAUUAGCACCGCCUGUGUGUGCUCAAUAUGGGUGGAAGUGCAUAACUUCAGAUAUGCUGGAAUGUGUAACCUGCCAUGCCAAACUCUCUGUGUGCCAUCCUGAAAUUACGAAAUAUGAAGCAUACAAAGCUUGUAUUGAUGGAAUUUUGAAAGAUUUGAAAGAAAAACACAAAAAGCACUGUCCUUGGCCAUUAACCCCUUCUUCAAAUACCUUAUUAAAAAUAAUUCAAAUGCCAAAAGAGGAAGCCUUGCAACAAUUCCUUAAGCGUUUAAAAUCUUCUUUAAAUUAUGAAUAUUCUCUUCCUCAGGUGAAGGAAUCUGCAGUUUCAGAAUUGGGCCUUGAUGAUAUAUCCAUGUCAUCUUUAUGUAAAAUAGCUGAAAUAAAUGCUGAUGAUAUUAAUAGAAUAGGCAAGUCUCUUGUCUGCUUGGCUGCUACUGGAUGGUCAGUGACAUCUGAAAAUAAAAAUGCAAAAAAAGAAUACAUUGCUUGUACUAAUUGCCAGCGUGUAGUAUGGGUGCACUGCUACAAUUCAAUUAAUUCAGCAGGCCAUCAAGAAAAAAGUGAAAUAAAUAGUUGUGUUGAAGAAGAUGAUUUAUCAGAUAUCUCAGAAAAUAAAGAUAUUGCUGAAAAGAAUGAAAGUGAUGAACCUCCUUUAAAGAAAAGAAAAAGUUUGCUUGUGAGUCUAUUUUUGCUAUUGAACUAUGCUCAGGAGCUAUUAUGUCAAUAA